Colletotrichum graminicola M1.001 is the source of this 1356-nucleotide messenger RNA. RefSeq names its product Dor1-like family protein. The record is from RefSeq and is a predicted model, not a curated record. The transcript has a single exon. NCBI's taxonomy places the organism in Eukaryota, Fungi, Ascomycota, Sordariomycetes, Glomerellales, Glomerellaceae. Gene Ontology annotation, biological process: cytoplasm to vacuole targeting by the Cvt pathway; intra-Golgi vesicle-mediated transport. The coding region runs from base 1 to 1356 and encodes 451 amino acids. Gene Ontology annotation, cellular component: COG complex.
AUGGCUGAUCUUCUUCUUGAUCUGCUCGACACACGGCAGCCUCCCAUAGCCGAGACCAAACCGACAUUGCGGUCAACCAAGCUAGCUUAUCUGUCUCAUCUCGCGGACCAAAGUCCAGCAGCCCUGACAUCGACAGAGCCUCAAUCCCUAGCUCAGUCUUCACAAUCACUCCUUCUCUCACUUCAAGAUGUCGCGAAACGCUCUCACAGGUCCAUCAUCGACUCGGCCUCGCAUCAUGCUAGUCUAACCCACGCUUUACCUACUUUAGUCGUGGAUACUACAGACCUACGCAAUGCAAUCCCCAAGCUUGACUUAGAGGCAUUGCGUUUUUCUACCACCUACAGCAAAACUAGCGAUAAUGAGGACUUAGCAGAAAGAAAGCGUGCUCUGCUGCUACUCCGCAACGUUGAGCGCCUUGUUGACGUGCUUGAACUUCCAACCCUCCUUUCAUCAGCCAUCAACACUGUCCCUGCCAACUACGCCUCGGCCCUUGAUCUCAAUGCCCACAUCCGGAGACUCCAUGGCCUGUACCCGGAUUCACCACUGGUUGAUCUGGUUUCCCGCCAAGCCGAUGAAGCCAUCAUCAAAAUGACGGCUGACCUCAUCUCUGCUCUCAAAUCUCCAGGGCUCAAGUUGGCUGCAUCGCUACGCACCGUCAGCUGGCUUAGGAGGGUACUACCUGAUUUAUCCUCGAUGAGCUCCUCGAGUCGCGAGUCCCAGGAGCAUACGCUCUCUCUACUAUUCCUUUGCUGUCGAGUAGCGACCUUGGACGCGACUCUGGGGGCCCUGCAACCCCUCCGCGAAUUGGCCGAUGAGGAGCAGCACAGGCAACAAAGCCCUAACAAUCAGUCCUGGUCCGGCGGUCAGCAGACAGAAAAGUACCUCAAACGUUACGUCGAAAUCUUUCGGGAGCAGAGUUUCGGGGUCGUUUCCAUGUUUAGGAGCAUCUUCCCCGAUACAAGUCAUCAGGCCAGCCGACCUCAUGCCGACGCCAAGGAUCCUCUCCAGCCCUUACCGUCGACUUUGUCGACUUUCCCACUUCACCUUGUUGAGAUGCUACUCGAGACCUUGGGGAGAUAUCUCCCUACCGUCAGGGAUCAGGCAGCACGAGAUAGCAUUCUCACGCAAGUAUUGUACUGCUCAGGAAGCUUGGGCAGGCUUGGAGGCGAUUUUGGUACGCUGCUAGCUGGGUUUAGUAACGAGGGCGAGGGAGUGACGAAACAGUCCGAAUGGGUUGAUAUAGUCAAGCGUCACCGAUUGCUGUCGGGGCGCCUCGAGUCAGUCAUUGGUGACUACAAGAUAGCUGGAGCCGGCGUCAAAGACGGCCGCGGGGGAACCAACAAUGCCAGCUCUUGA